AUGGACCCCAGACGCCCCAUUCCCAACCGUUCGCCUUCGCCAGUCGACCCCUUCCAAACUGGCUACCAGCUGGAAGACCGGCCGUACCACCCUGGAGGUGGUCCGCCGUUAGAGAUACCCAUGGGUCCUGGUCCUGGACCAGGGACGCCGGGCGAUCGCCUGGCCGCGCAGCCCACGUACUCGGUUGAGAACAUAUCUGGCACUUAUGGGCACAACGAAGCAUACGAAGAAGAUCACCGCUAUUCUCCAGCGCCAUACAUGAGCCCCAACACGCACACGAUGCCCGACUACGCGAUCGAUCCCGAGGCACAUCACGACGCAUACUACACCCAGCCCUACAACCCCUCCCCGCAACACGAGCCCGGCGCGUACUGGGACGAGGAUGACAACAGACCGAUGCUGCAGCCGGACACGACGUACGGCCCAGACCCGCACAAUGUCCUGAGUCCCGGCAGCGGGAGCCCCCCGCCAUUCGAGGAUUAUGCCGACAUACCUAGGCCGACGCCGAGCCCUGCGCCCAUUCGGAGGUGGAAGACGGUCAAGGAGGUGCAGCUGUUCAACGGCAACCUCGUCCUUGAUUGCCCCAUCCCUCCCCGUCUGCUGAACCAGGUGCCCCACGCGCAACCGCCGGAGCGUGACGAGUUUACGCACAUGAGAUACUCUGCCGCUACCUGCGACCCGUCUGAAUUCUACGAUGAGCGAUUCACUCUGCGCCAGAAGCUUUUCGCAAAGCCACGUCACACGGAGCUCUUCAUUGCCAUUACCAUGUACAACGAGGAGGAUGAGCUGUUUGUGCGCACGCUCAGCGGUGUGAUCAAAAAUAUUGAGCACAUGAACUCGAGGACGAACAGCAAGACUUGGGGUAAGGACGCUUGGAAGAAGAUUGUCGUGUGCGUCGUCAGCGACGGACGUGCCAAGAUCAACCCGAGAACGAGAGCCGUUUUGGCUGGUCUGGGUGUCUACCAGGACGGUAUUGCCAAGCAGCAAGUCAACGGAAAGGACGUGACUGCACACGUUUACGAGUACACUACGCAAAUGGCCGUGGAAAUCAAGAAAGGCAUUGUCAACGUCAAGAAGGGCAACACGCCCAUCCAGAUGCUUUUCUGCUUGAAGGAAAAGAACCAGAAGAAGAUUAACUCGCAUCGUUGGUUCUUCCAGGCCUUCGGCACUGUCUUGGACCCGAACAUUUGCGUGCUGCUCGAUGCCGGUACGAAGCCUGGCAAGGACUCGAUUUACCAGCUCUGGAAGGCCUUCGAUUUGGAGCCGAUGUGCGCCGGUGCUUGUGGCGAGAUCAAAGCCAUGUUGGUGCACGGCAAGAAGCUGCUCAACCCGCUUGUCGCCACGCAGAACUUCGAGUACAAGAUGAGUAACAUUCUCGACAAGCCUCUCGAAUCCGCUUUCGGCUUCAUUUCCGUGCUUCCCGGUGCCUUUUCCGCAUACCGGUACGUCGCGCUGCAAAACGACAAGAUGGGCCAGGGUCCUCUGGAGAAGUACUUUGCUGGUGAAAAGAUGCACGGUGCCAACGCUGGUAUCUUCACUGCCAACAUGUAUCUUGCCGAGGAUCGUAUUCUCUGUUUCGAGCUGGUGUCGAAGCGCAACUCUCACUGGAUCUUGCAAUAUGUCAAGUCGGCAACUGGCGAGACCGAUGUACCAGUCGAGAUGGCCGAUUUUAUUCUUCAGCGUAGGCGUUGGUUGAACGGUUCCUUCUUCGCGGCUGUGUAUGCGCUGGCGCAUUCGCACCAAAUCUUCCGCAGUGACCACAGUUUCUUCCGGAAGAUGAUGUUUUUGAUUGAAUUCGGAUACCAGUGGAUCAACAUGCUGUUCGCCUGGUUUGGUCUUGGUAACUUCUUCCUCGUCUUCCGCAUCUUGACGCAGUCUCUCGGCAACGAUGAAUUCCUCGGCACCGUUGGUAAUAUUCUUGCCACGAUCUUCGAAUGGGCUUAUAUCGCAACGGUCGUUACUUGCUUCGUCCUGGCGCUAGGCAACAGGCCGCAGGGAUCGAACAAGUUCUACAUGACGAUGGUUUAUUUCUGGGUCCUCAUCAUGGCUUAUCUCAUGUUCGCGUCGAUAUACAUCACCGUCAUCUCCGUGAAGUCAGAAAUAUCUGAAUACGGAUUUAACGUCAAGGACCUCUUCCAGAACACGCUCUUCUUCACGCUCAUCGUCUCGAUGGCAUCGACAUACCUGCUCUACUUCAUCGUCUCGUUCCUCUUCCUGGACCCAUGGCACAUGUUCACGUCGUUCUUCCAGUACCUGCUGAUGACGCCGACAUACAUCAACAUCCUGAACGUGUACGCGUUCUGCAACACGCACGACAUCACCUGGGGCACGAAGGGCGACGACAAGGCGGAGAAGCUGCCGUCGGUGACGACGAAGCCGGGCGGCAAGGUGGACGUGUCGGCGCCGACGGACGACGCGGACCUGAACACGCAGUACGAGAACGAGCUGCGCGUGUUUGCGACAAAGUACGUGGAGCCGAAGAAGGAGGCCAGCGCGGCCGACAAGCAGGAGGACUACUACAAGGGCUUCCGCUCCAGCGUCGUCCUGUUCUGGAUGUUUUGCAACUUGGCGCUUUGCGCCGUCGUGCUUGUCACGGCGGGCGUGGACGUCAGUCUUUCGGAUGAUGAUGUCAGUAAGGCUAAGACGCAGCGCGCGAAGAUCUAUAUGAGCGUUAUCUUGUGGAGUGUGGCCGGGUUGAGCGCGUUCCGCUUUACGGGCGCGGUGUGGUUCUUGAUCGUAAGGAUGUUUAGGGGUGUUUAA
This is a messenger RNA of Aplosporella prunicola CBS 121167, 2760 nucleotides long. RefSeq names its product glycosyltransferase family 2 protein. The transcript has 4 exons. The record is from RefSeq and is a predicted model, not a curated record. Gene Ontology annotation, cellular component: cell septum; cell periphery. Gene Ontology annotation, molecular function: chitin synthase activity. The coding region runs from base 1 to 2760 and encodes 919 amino acids. NCBI's taxonomy places the organism in Eukaryota, Fungi, Ascomycota, Dothideomycetes, Botryosphaeriales, Aplosporellaceae.